CAAUUCCUUGUCUCUAAUUUUCACCACUUUGAAAAGUUUGUUCUUCUAAUGUCCUGGAUUCGCAAGUCAAGGCUGCUUAUACUUUAUUCUUUUUGGGUUUUUAUCAGUGUCGGCAACUUGUUUUUGACUAAAUGGAUUUUGAGCGACCGUCAAGUUCCCGAAAGUUUUCUUAUUUUUGGCCAACUUUUUGUUUCUCUUCUGUUAAGUUUAUUGAGCUCCACAUCUGAGUCGAAAGACGUUCUUUGUAACGUAAAUAUUCUGAAAGAAUUAGUUAUUUUAAGUCUGUUUUCAACACUUAUUUACCUCUUCAAAUAUGUUGGACUUUCUCGUAUUAGCUUGACGUUGGCUGUCACACUUCGUUGUGCGAGCCCAAUUUUCCAAGUUGCCACGCAGUACAUUGUUUUUGGUGACCGAUUUUCCCUGAGAGCUUUAACUUCUCUCGUUCCGAUAUUUGUGGGUUUAGUUUUGGCAUCUUUUGCCGAGUCGAAAGUAACAGUCGAGGUUGAAAACAUUGAAACAAAGAAUUCAAUACUUUUGGGUUCGUUUGCCAGCAUCUUGUCGACUCUCGUGGGAGUAUUUCACUCUCUGUUUGCAAAGUCUAUGCUUUCAAAGCAACUGUCGCCUUUGACGAUACAGACUUAUCAAUCGGGUAUCGGCUGCCUUUUAAUACUGCCUUUGAUAUUAUAUAAUUGGAAGUUCUUUAACGAAAUGAAAAGUUGGGAACUGAUAACAAUUGUAAUCUUCAAAGGUUCGCUUUCAUUUGUACAAUUACAUGUUGCCUUGAAAGUAUUGGAGAAGAUGUCGACAGUUGGCUUUUCUAUUGCUGGCAGUACUCGCAGAGUUCUUACUUGUAUAUUAUCGUUAUUGCUCAAUUACGAAAGUUCCUUAGGUUUCAUCCACUGGCUUGGGACCUUUAUCAGCUUGGCAGGCAUUUUGCUCUACGACAGUGCACAAAAGACGAAUCAUUCAUUCAAGUCGAAGAUGGACGAUCAAGUUUUAAUGACAGUGAAUUCGGAUUGUUCAUUGUAUAGUCGGGAUAUCAAUGAAAACGAAUUUUUGGAAAGAAAGUAAAUUUAACGAUACUUUAUGUUUCCUGUUAAACAUU
Messenger RNA from Galdieria sulphuraria, 1105 nucleotides. RefSeq names its product small multidrug efflux protein, DMT family. The transcript is spliced from 8 exons. Gene Ontology annotation, molecular function: antiporter activity. The record is from RefSeq and is a predicted model, not a curated record. Bases 49 to 1071 code for a protein of 340 amino acids. Gene Ontology annotation, cellular component: Golgi apparatus. NCBI's taxonomy places the organism in Eukaryota, Rhodophyta, Bangiophyceae, Galdieriales, Galdieriaceae.